Medicago truncatula (barrel medic) is the source of this 864-nucleotide messenger RNA. RefSeq names its product E3 ubiquitin-protein ligase RNF14. The transcript has a single exon. Gene Ontology annotation, biological process: protein ubiquitination. Lineage: Eukaryota; Viridiplantae; Streptophyta; Magnoliopsida; Fabales; Fabaceae. The record is from RefSeq and is a predicted model, not a curated record. Gene Ontology annotation, molecular function: ubiquitin-protein transferase activity; zinc ion binding. The coding region runs from base 1 to 864 and encodes 287 amino acids.
AUGGCUCCGGAGUCAAGAGCAAGAAAGAAAAGAAACAUAGCUCCGGCAGAGGUAAUGGACUUCAAAUCAUUCCGCUCGCUCGGUAAACGACCAAUCCCCGAUGUCAUCAAUCUCUUCGAUGAAGAAGACGAAGGCAUUAAUAUCUUCAACUUCACUCCGAAAAAUAACUCAUAUACAAAGCCUAAAACAAACAACUUAGAAAAAGGAGAGUCUUCAAAUUCAAGUAUCACUCCAUUCGUUUGCGAAAUCUGCACGGACACGAAAACAAUGAAGGAUGCUUUCUACAUCAGCGGUUGCUCCCACGCUUAUUGCUCCGAUUGUGUGGUAAAAUACAUCAAUUCCAAACUUGAAGAUAACAUUGUCAAUAUUCAGUGUCCUGUACUAGAUUGCGAAGGUUUGUUGGAUCCACAGUUUUGCCGUCCCAUUCUUUCAGACGAGGUUUAUGAUCGGUGGGGUCUGCUGUUCUGUGAGGCUUUGUUCAAAGUUUCGAAAAAGUUCUACUGCCCCUUCGCAGACUGUUCUGCUCUUUUGAUCAACGACAGAAGGAACCCUGUUAAAAAUUCAGAAUGUCCUAAUUGUAAUAGGAUGUUUUAUGCACAAUGUAUGGCUCCACAGCAUGAUGUUUGUGCACGAUGUAAGGUUCCACGGCAACAAGGAAUUGAAUGCAGUGAGUUCGAGAAGCUGAAUGUGGACCGGAGGAAGAAAGAAGACGAUAUGUUCAUGUGCUUUGCUAAGGAUACAGAAUGGAGGCAAUGUCCAAAAUGCAGAAUUUAUGUUGCCAAAUCGGAGGGCUCCAUCGACAUGACAUGCAGGUUGUCUUUUCUAUUCAAUAUUCUCUUGGUUAUAUCCUUAUUUUUUGAAUAA